This is a messenger RNA of Micromonas commoda, 876 nucleotides long. RefSeq lists its product with no specific name. NCBI's taxonomy places the organism in Eukaryota, Viridiplantae, Chlorophyta, Mamiellophyceae, Mamiellales, Mamiellaceae. Gene Ontology annotation, cellular component: nucleolus. The record is from RefSeq and is a predicted model, not a curated record. Gene Ontology annotation, molecular function: rRNA binding. The annotation marks the transcript as partial. The transcript has a single exon. Gene Ontology annotation, biological process: maturation of LSU-rRNA from tricistronic rRNA transcript (SSU-rRNA, 5.8S rRNA, LSU-rRNA); ribosomal large subunit assembly.
AUGGUCCUGAAGAAGGCCAAGACCAACCUCGGCAAGCGCGCGUUGAUGAAAAAAGCUCCAAAGCUCGUGGAGACCGAGGGCAAGAUGUGUGUCAUGCUCCACGGCGGCAAGAGCAGCCAGGUUCUGAAGAACCUCAUCACCGAUCUUUCAGUGCUCAAGAAGGGCGAGUGCCACAAGAUGACCCGCAAGAACGACGGCAUCCGACCAUUCGAGGGCGGCGGCGAGACAUCCCUUGAGUUUUUCGCGCAGAAGGCUGAUGCGGGCGCGUUCGUGCUCGGCACCCACCAAAAGAAGCGCCCCGACUGCCUUACCGUGGGCCGGUUCUUCGACUACCAUCUGUUCGACAUGGUUGAGCUGCUCGUGAGGAACUACAAGCCCAUGGACUCGUUCGGUUCCGUCGGCAACGGCGCGGUGCUGGGCUCCAAGCCGUGCAUGGUGUUCCUGGGCGACAGGUUUGAGACAGAGCCCGCGCUGAGGAUGGCAAAGAACGUCCUGAUGGACAUCUUCAGGGGCAAGCCCGCGACCCGGAUUAACCUCAAGGGCGUGGACAGGGUGAUCAUCUGCACCGCGCUGGAGGAGGCGGUCAUGUUCCGCCAGUGUGUCAUCAGGUACAAGAAGAGCGGCACGCGGCUGCCAAAGGUAGAGCUGGAGGAGAUGGGCCCAUCCUUCGAUUUCGUCGUGGGCAGGCACCAGGAGCCACCGCCGGACGUCAAGAAGCAGGCGUACGCCAAGGCGAAGAUCGGGAAGAAGGUCAAGAACGUGGAGCACGACUCGCUUGAGGGCAAGGUUGGCCGCAUCUACGUGGAGAAGCAGACAGGCUUGGAGGAGUUGGCCAUGAUGAAAAUGAAGGGGCUGAAGAGGGAGAGGAGACAGGCG